This is a messenger RNA of Durio zibethinus, 688 nucleotides long. Its product is annotated as NADH-ubiquinone oxidoreductase 20.9 kDa subunit-like. The record is from RefSeq and is a predicted model, not a curated record. NCBI's taxonomy places the organism in Eukaryota, Viridiplantae, Streptophyta, Magnoliopsida, Malvales, Malvaceae. Gene Ontology annotation, cellular component: respiratory chain complex I.
GACUGGAGGGUGUUCAGUUCUGUAUUCACUUUUCCCAUCUAUAACUCCUAAGUGGGUAAUCGAACUUGAGCAACAACAAGAGCGGCAGCGCCUAAUAUAGGGAAAGAAACAAAGAUGAACACAGACAUAACAGCUUUGGCGAAACCAGAGUACCCCGUUGUAGAUCGAAACCCUCCUUUCACCAAAGUCGUUGGCAAUUUCAACACCCUCGAUUACCUCCGUUUCAUGACUAUCACUGGCGUUUCUGUCACCGUCGGCUACCUCUCUGGAAUAAAACCGGGAAUAAAGGGGCCGUCAAUGGUGACAGGAGGGCUGAUAGGGCUAAUGGGAGGGUUUAUGUACGCCUACCAGAACUCAGCGGGUCGACUAAUGGGAUUUUUCCCUAAUGAGGGUGAGGUCGCCCAUUACCAGAAACGUGGAUUCAACAGCUAGCCUUCUUUCUUUCACCUCUAUUCCCUUUUUUGUUAUAAAUCUUUAUUUCAACGGCAUAUUGGAUGAUAAUGAUUGUCAAUAAUCAGAUUGCUUUCGCUGAUUUCUUGUUGCUCAUUUCAAGGCUUUUGUCUUGCUACUGUAUUCUUAGAGGCUUUAAAAAAGUCACUUAUGGGUCUAAGAUCCCAAUGAAAUGGAGUGUUAUCCCUUUUCCUUGUCAAUUGUCAUUGGAUGAUUUUAUAAGGCACCAACCUUUUUU